AUGUCUUCUCUCUCCAUCCUUCUCAAAUCCUGGCAACCCACAAUACACAUGGGCGUCUGCCCACCUCCGCGAACAAAUGGAUUCGAGAGUCUUCACAUGUGA
Parastagonospora nodorum SN15 is the source of this 102-nucleotide messenger RNA. RefSeq lists its product as hypothetical. The coding region runs from base 1 to 102 and encodes 33 amino acids. NCBI's taxonomy places the organism in Eukaryota, Fungi, Ascomycota, Dothideomycetes, Pleosporales, Phaeosphaeriaceae. The record is from RefSeq and is a predicted model, not a curated record. The transcript has 2 exons.